This is a messenger RNA of Dryobates pubescens (Downy woodpecker), 318 nucleotides long. RefSeq names its product claw keratin-like. Lineage: Eukaryota; Metazoa; Chordata; Aves; Piciformes; Picidae. Gene Ontology annotation, cellular component: intermediate filament. The record is from RefSeq and is a predicted model, not a curated record. The coding region runs from base 1 to 318 and encodes 105 amino acids. Gene Ontology annotation, molecular function: structural constituent of cytoskeleton. The transcript has a single exon.
AUGUCCUGCUCCAGCCUGUGCUCUCCCUGUGGGGUGGCCGCCCCGGCCCCCCUGGCCGACACCUGCAACCAGCCCUGUGUGCGGCAGUGCCCUGACUCCAACGUGGUGAUCCAGCCCCCUCCUGUUGUGGUCACCUUCCCUGGGCCCAUCCUCAGCAACUUCCCCCAGUCUAGCUUUGUUGGCUCUGCAGGAGUCCCCGGGGUUGGGGGUGGCUAUGGUGGCACUUUCGGUAGCUAUGGAGGCUAUGGAGGCCUUGGAGGCUAUGGGGGCUGGCGCCGUGGCUCUCGGUACCUCAGUGGCAGCUGUGGGCCCUGCUGA